UGAGGGAGGAGGGAGGAAGGGAGAAAGGGAGGAAGGGAGGAAGGGAAUGAGCUGAACACGGAAGUGGUGGCGGCGCCCAGGGACCUGGCUGAGGCAAUGACUGUGACGGCUAGGAUGGGACCAGAACGCCGAAGCGGGAUUAGGGGUGGCAGAAAGGUAUCUGCUUUGUAAGACCCACACGAGGUGCCGGAGUGGUUGGGCCUCCCCUCCCCACUUAAGCAAGCGCCCUGAGUGAUGGCGAUGGUGAUGGCAGCAGUUACUCUGGCAACCCCAGUUAAGCUGCGCUCCAGGAGGAGUUCAUCCGUUAUCUGCUAUCCGUUGACUUCCGUUUGUGGAGCCUAAACGUUUCUACAGAAUCCAACUCAAAUACACGGACUAUGAUCAGAAUGCUUUCAAGGAGUUUUUGGGCACAUGAUGGCAGGCCAGGUGCAGUGGCUCACGCCCGAAAUCCCUGCCCUUUGGGAGAAGUGGGCAGAUUGCUUAAGCCCAGAAGUUUGAUACUAGCCUAGGCAACAUGAUACAUCCAGAAAAUGCCCAGAAGAAACUUCCUGCUGGAAAAAUAGAAAAAGCAGUAUUUAUAACAUUAGAAUUUGUGGAUAAUUUGUUAAAAUGGCAGAAAAUAAUGAAAAUAUUAGUAAAAAUGUAGAUGUAAGGCCCAAAACUAGUCGGAGCAGAAGUGCCGACAGAAAAGACGGUUAUGUGUGGAGUGGAAAGAAGUUAUCUUGGUCAAAAAAGAGUGAGAGUUGUUCAGAUGCUGAAACAGUGAAUGAUAUAGAGAAAACUGAAGUUUCUUUAAGGAACCAAGAAAGGAAGCACAGCUGUUCAUCCAUUGAGUUGGACUUAGAUCAUUCCUGUGGGCAUAGAUUUUUAGGCCGAUCUCUUAAACAGAAACUGCAGGAUGCUGUGGGGCAGUGUUUUCCAAUAAAGAAUUGUAGUAGUCGGCACUCUUCCGGGCUUCCAUCUAAAAGGAAAAUUCAUAUCAGUGAACUCAUGUUAGAUAAGUGUCCUUUCCCACCUCGAUCAGAUUUAGCCUUUAGGUGGCAUUUUAUUAAACGACACACUGCUCCUAUAAAUUCCAGAUCAGAUGAAUGGGUAAGCACAGACUUGUCUCAGACUGAAUUGAGGGAUGGUCAGCUAAAACGAAGCAAUGUGGAAGAAAAUAUAAACUGUUUCUCACAUACCAAUGUUCAGCCCUGUGUCAUAACCACCAACAACAUUUCAUGUAGAGAAGGUCCUAUGACUGGCUCUGUGAUGAACCUGGUUUCAAAUAACAGUAUAGAAGAUAGCGAUAUGGAUUCCGAUGAUGAAAUUCUAACACUUUGCACAAGUUCCAGAAAAAGAAACAAACCCAAAUGGGAAUUGGAUGAUGAAAUCCUGCAGUUGGAAACACCUCCUAAAUACCACACACAGAUUGAUUAUGUCCACUGUCUUGUACCAGACCUUCUUCAGAUCAAUAACAAUCCAUGUUACUGGGGAGUGAUGGAUAAAUACGCAGCCGAAGCACUACUGGAAGGAAAACCAGAGGGUACCUUUUUACUUCGAGAUUCAGCACAGGAAGACUAUUUAUUCUCUGUUAGUUUUAGACGCUAUAGUCGUUCUCUUCAUGCUAGAAUUGAACAGUGGAAUCACAACUUUAGCUUUGAUGCACAUGAUCCCUGUGUCUUCCAUUCUCCUGACAUUACUGGGCUCCUAGAACAUUAUAAGGACCCAAGCGCCUGUAUGUUCUUUGAACCACUUCUAUCCACUCCUUUAAUUCGGACUUUCCCUUUUUCCCUGCAGCAUAUAUGCAGAACAGUUAUUUGUAACUGUACAACUUAUGAUGGCAUUGAUGCCCUUCCAAUUCCUUCUUCUAUGAAAUUAUAUCUGAAGGAAUAUCAUUAUAAAUCAAAAGUUAGAGUACUCAGGAUUGAUGCCCCAGAACAACAAUGCUAGUAACAGGAUAGGAAUAUGGGAAUGAUAACAUAUAUUUUCAUUUAAUAUUUUAUUUUUCUUAUGCCACUUUGAAUUUUUCUACGAAGGCAGUGGUAUCCAGAGAAAUCUCUGCCCUAAAUUUUACUUCUAAAUCCAUUUUUUUAAUGAUACACUAAUUGUUUAAGGUUAUACACUAGAGCCUAAAUAGAUAUUUUUUAACCAGGUGUUUGGUUUUUGUUUUUACCGUGUAAAUUGUAUACUUAAAUUUUUUCUUUCCUGAAUUUAUACAUGAUCCAGGCAUAUUUGAAAUUUGGUAGGCAUUGCAAACACAUUUGAAUAUUCUGUAUUUCAUACUUUUCUUCAAAAGGUAAUCUUAUGUUUUUUCCUACAUGUGAAAUAUUUUGUUGAUCUAUGCCAGUAGUAUUAUAUAAAAUAUACUUCCCCAUCCCCCUUUUCACUGAGUUUGACAUUCUUCAGUAAAGCUGAAUGUUGUAAUUCACCAUCCCUACUAAUGUUAUUGACUUUUAUAACUUACCAUUAGGGAUGUUAAAGGUAACAAAACCAAGUCAAGCUUGCUGUGUUUUCAUUUUAAAUAUUAACUCUAAAGCAGGAUUACUAAAUUUGAUUAAUCUGGUUGAUGAGAACCAAAUGAAAACAUAACAUUCUGGAGGUGCACUUACUCUUCUGCAAUGUGGCUGGAUCAUUUGUCAUUCCUAAAUAGGUCUUUCUCCUCAACCUAGAAGAGUUAAACCAUCUUCAAAACGUAAUCUUGUUUCUUUCUCACUGGAAGCUUUGAAAAUAGUAAUAACACUAUUAGUAGCUAGUAGUUACUAAAGUGCUAAAGCAAUUGUGGGGUUUUUCUGUAUUAGCUUAUGAACUGUUACUUCUAUUUAGCCCUUUUAUAGAAACUCUGAGCUGUUACUUUGGGGAAAUUCCACAGUCUAUAAGCAGCCGCAAAUUUCCACUAGUAAUCAAAGAGUACCUGAGUAGUUUUUUAUUAUUUUAAGUUGAACUUUGAUAAAGAUUCAAGAAAUAAACAUGGAGCUCAGUAUUCAGGAAGCUUCAUAUUGUUUUUGAUCUACAAGUUCCAAAUAAUUAUCCCUAUUUCAGAAUUAACUUAGGUCUUUAAUGUGGCUUCAAGAAAAAGGAAAGCCAUUUGACAGCUACAUGACUUAUGCCAUACAAAACAGUACUGGACAAAAGGGGUGAUCUUUUAAAUUUACUGUCCCAGAAACAGGGUAACAUUUUUAGAAACAUCUUUAACCCAAGGUAACUAGUAAAAAUAAAUGGAGUGGUUUCCUAACUUCUUUUUUUAAAGAGUCAAAGAAUAAUAAAUGUAGACACAAUUUUUCUUCUGGUAAGCUGUCUAACCCUUUGUACACAUUGGCAUUUUUUAAUAUGGUAAUUGACUUCUUGAUGCUAGUUUAGCUAUAUUAGGAAACUGCUUCUACCUGGAUUGAAAGAAAUUGGACUCAUAAACUUCCAACUUAGAACAAUAUUUCUUCAUUAUUGCUUUUACGUGAAUAGCAUUUCCCUAUCUGGCAGUUCUUCUGUUAAUAUGAAGAUGACAUUUUUCCAAAAUAGCUUUGAAAUGAAUUUUUAGUAAUUAUUACAAAAUUAAACAAGGAAAAUCUCUAUUGCCAUUAUCUUCUAUCAUUUAUUUUUCCUCAGUGAUCUCAAGAUUGUCUUAGUCUCAAUGAGAUGUAGCUACAAAAAUUGCACCUCUCUCAGCAGUGAUGAGGCUCAGGAUAUCAUAACACCAGUGUCAGGAUAAAUAUCUCUUGUAAAGAUGAUACUUACCUUUUGCAAUGUUAGAAAAGUCUCAUACUACCUCAUCUUUAUUGUGGCGCUUUUGUAGAUCACUGAGAAGCUUAUCUUAUUAACCGAUAUGACACUUCCUAAAUAUCCAUCUUUGGUGAAAGAAAAUAGUGUGGUAGACUACCCAUGAUUAUAGUUUUUUAUCAGAAUUUGAUAAGAUUUUCUGUUUCUGUGAAACAAUUAUUUUAAAUAUUUUUCUUUUAAAAAUAACUUUUUAUCAGUACAGAAAAACCUAAGGGACGAUUAGCUUACAACUAUUCUGUUAAGGGGUAGUUUUAUAAAGAAAAAUGAUAUAUAAUUAUGUUGUCUUUUAUAGUGUUAAAAUUAGUAUUUAUAUGAAAGUCAAGAUCUAAGUACCUUUUCAUAUAAUUCAAACUGAUUGCUUGUGAUAUGUUUUCUCUGGCUUUUUUAUUUUUUCAACUUCAAGGUAUUAACAGCUAUUAACACUUAAAAAUACUGCCACAUAUGUAGCCUUGAAGUAGAUGGUCUAAUAAAUGAGAGCAGGGAAGAGAUUCAUUGACUUUGAAAUGAUUUUUAUUUUUCCUUUGGUAUUUGCUACAGUGAAAAGAAAUUUGGAAAGUAGAUAUAUAAAGACUUGAGAAGGGAAUUUUUUAAGGGAAAUAAGGGAAAAUAAAAGUAAUAAUUUUUUUAAAAAACAUUAAGGAAUUGGAAUUCAGAAGGGUUACCCCCAUCCUCUGUGUCUUUGUGAGGAUAUACUUGGAAGAACAUCCAGUAUUCAGAAACUAACCUAUACAAAAUGUAAACAAUACAUUGGUUGCACUAUAUAAAUGAGUAAACUAUGAGUGGAACAAUGUGGGAACGUAUAAAUUUGUCUAAAAUUUUGUAACUCUUAUGUUGAACAGUGGGAAGAUUUGAAAAGUGUAAAUUCCAGAGUUGAGAAAGCAUUUAGCAUGGUGGAAAUGUGGGGAGCUUAUUGAUGAGAGAGAAUGGAGCAAAGCGAAAUAAGAUCAAAUAUUAAAAUUAGGAAUUUAGGCAUUACCUCAGGGAAAAGCCUUGACAGUGAAAAGAAACUACUUAAUCGCUAAUAGCUAGUCUGGACCAGACACUUAACUGCGCUUUGGGAAUCUUCCUGGGCGAAUCAGGAAAUAAACUUGACUUUUCUAUUUUUCUCUGAAGCUUUACAAGACAUACUCCCACUCCCAUUUUUUUCCUAAGCCUACAGCAUCUUGAUUCAUAGUAUAAUUCCUGAAGUAUGCUGAAUGGACUUUUUAAGGUUCCUUUGGCAUUUUUGUAUAGAGUUAUAUGUGAUCUAUCUAUAACCAUGUCAUUCACCUAAAUAAUUCAUAAAGGGAAUGGUUUAAUUUAAAGGAAGACCUAAUAGGAAGAAGAUUAAAGGAAGCUUUUAGUCAGCCUGUGGCUAGAUUUAUUGAUUUGGUGAUCAAACCUGUGUUCUUUCCUGAAUUUCAGCUAAUGGCCAACUGUGGUCAAAGAAUGGCUUUCAGUUAGUUUUGACUUCUUAAUUAUAAAUAAUAUAAAGAAUGUCUUAGUAAUUAGAAAUCCUUUAAUAAGUAGAACAAAUGUGGCAAGUAGGACUCCUAUCAUUACACAAAUUCCAUUUAUUUUUAUAAGAAAAACACAUAAACCAUUAUCAUUUAUUCAUGAGCCAAAGCCAUUAAGCAGAUAAAUCCAGUUAUCAGCUUCCUGUCUCUGAAGUUUGGAUCAUUUUAUAGAUCCAUGCAAUAGAGAGCUUCCUUCCUAUGAAACAAAAACCUUGAGAGUUCUUUUGUUUGUUUGAUUUGUUUGUUUGUUUGUUUUUUGAGACAGAGUCUCGCUGUUGUCGGCCCAGGCUGGAGUGCAAUGGCAUGAUCUCAGCCCACUGCAACCUCCGCCUCUCAGGUUCCAGCAAUUCUUCUGCCUCAGCCUCCCAAGUAGCUAAGAUUACAGGUGCCCGCCACCAUGCCCAGCCAAUUUUUGUAUUUUUAGUAGAGAUGGGACUUUACCAUGUUGGCUAGGCUGGUCUCGAACUCCUGACCUCAGGUGAUCCACCCACCUCGGCCUUUCAGAGUGCUGGGAUUACAGGCAUGAGCCACCGUGCCUGGCCAAGAUCUAACUCUUAUAUUUAUUUUUCAUUAAAAAGAUUUCUUGUCACUCUUAGCUAUAAUUGAAAUCCAAUAAACAGCUUAAGCAUUCAUUUUGGUAAAGCAAAUUUCAAGGAAAGUAAACAAAAUUAUAAAACAUUCCUGGAGACAACACAAGAAAAACAAUGUUUAAAUGUAGAAUAGCCUGUGUAAUGUUAGGUAAUGUAAUGCACAAGUGAAUAAAAGAUUUUAAGUCAAGCAAACUACUGUUUCUACUUUGGAGGAAAAAAGUCAGUUUUACAUUUUUAUUUUAAGGAAAGAACAGAAAGCACAAAAGUUUUUCUUUAUUAAUGGCCUACUAAAUAUAAGCAGUGCAAGAGUCCACCUGUACUAUUCUUAUACAGUAAAAUAUUAGACACAAAAUGGAGGUAACUUUUUUAAAUAGAUUGGCUUGGAAGUUGAAAUGCAGAUUAGUGCAUAUAACCCAAUAGGGAUUUUCAAAUAAAGCCAAAGUCUAUAUUUUUCUUUCUAAUUUUGAAUAGAUUACUCAGUCCUAAAUCUUCUUUGCGUUUAUUUCCUAUAAAAUGUGGAUGAUACUUGUCACUCUACUUCCUGGAGGUUAAUUUUUCAGCAAGAGGUGACCCUGGGAGCAUACUUUAAAAUAACUGCUGUACAGCCAUUGAGUACUAAUGUGAUGAUAGAUUUUCAAAAUACUUCCUUAGUGGACCCUGCAGAAUCACAUUCACUUCUCUUAGACUGUAAUAGGCUUUCUUGGCUUGUUUUAAUAGUAGAGAUAGCAGUACAAUUUGAAUUUAUGGUUUAGGCUCUGCAAUUACAGGAACAAUUGCAAUUUCCUCCUAUCCUUCAUAUGGUCUAUGUAAAUCUGAUGUUUGCCUAACUUAUUUUAAAAGUUGAUUACAUUUUCAGAAAAUAAAGAUAAUCACUUUUGCCAUGGUUAUAAUCAAAUCUAAGCUUUCAGACUUGAGAGCCAUGGUGUAAAACUCAAGGAGGUUUACUUAAAUUAUGCUGACUUUGCUAGAAUUGGAUAAAUUCUGUAUAAGCCAAGUAUGAGUUCAUAUGUACUCGAAUAUACAGUUUUCACAAAGCUAUUACUCUUGUCAUCAGGCUUGUAUGAUCUACUACUUACCACGAAAGAAGUAGACAAUUGCCACUUUUAUUUCUAAUCCUUAAGUUGAAUAUUUCUUCUUGGAUGUAAGUUCGAAUAAAUUGAUCUGGAUAAAUUUUCAUUUCUUCUUAAUUAAAACUUCCUAUGUAAAAUCCAAA
This is a messenger RNA of Sapajus apella (tufted capuchin), 7052 nucleotides long. It is a transcript of the gene SOCS4, whose product is annotated as suppressor of cytokine signaling 4. Gene Ontology annotation, molecular function: 1-phosphatidylinositol-3-kinase regulator activity. Gene Ontology annotation, cellular component: phosphatidylinositol 3-kinase complex. Gene Ontology annotation, biological process: negative regulation of epidermal growth factor-activated receptor activity; positive regulation of proteasomal ubiquitin-dependent protein catabolic process; phosphatidylinositol phosphate biosynthetic process. The record is from RefSeq and is a predicted model, not a curated record. The transcript has 4 exons. The coding region runs from base 610 to 1932 and encodes 440 amino acids. NCBI's taxonomy places the organism in Eukaryota, Metazoa, Chordata, Mammalia, Primates, Cebidae.